Messenger RNA from Trypanosoma rangeli, 495 nucleotides. RefSeq lists its product as uncharacterized. The transcript has a single exon. NCBI's taxonomy places the organism in Eukaryota, Euglenozoa, Kinetoplastea, Trypanosomatida, Trypanosomatidae. The record is from RefSeq and is a predicted model, not a curated record. Bases 1 to 495 code for a protein of 164 amino acids.
AUGAGUUUGCUGUGGGGCACAGCUGCGUCGAGCUGGGCUGAGGAUGAGGCAUACCUCGCUGUCUCUGAGGCUCAUGGAGGUGAUCGGCGAUACAGUGAGCCAGCAUGUCCACGGGAAGUCGUUGCACCCGUGAAUGCUGGACCAGCGACUUCCGCUGCCACCUUGUCUCUCUCCCUUAGCUCUCUUCCUUCUCAAUUGUACCCGCUUGGCUCUUCCAAACAGACUCCUGUUGCCGAUGAUGGGAACUGCGGUACUGCAGUAAACCGGCCUCCGAAGAGGCCCUUUGCUACAGGGUCAAACGAGCAGUUCCAGUUAGAGUGCUUGGCAUCUAUUGCCUACCUGGUGGGCUCACCGCUACAGCGACGUCAGCCCACCUUGAAGAAACCCGUUCAACAGUCCAUGAAACUAGUGCGAGAGCUGCUGCGUCGUGGCGUCGAUCCAGAGCAGGUCAUUCGUGUCAUUGAGUCAAGAGAGGGAGUAAGGGGCGGCGAGUAG